AUGUCCUCCCUCCAUACUCAUUCAAGCGAGUGCUUAAAAAGUGAACUUGAUCUUUUUACUUUACCUCCUACCCAGACUAGUAUUGAGAGCUCACAAUGGAUUUACUACAAACCCGUAACAACACUCGCAGACGACGCACCAAUAGAAUUCGUCAUACCCGGUCACGGCGAAGACUACCUGGAUCUCACACAGACAUUGCUGAGUCUUCGCAUUCGCGUAGAAACGGUAGACGUUACCACCGCCUCCAUCAGUACCGGCGCGUCCGUUACCCCCGCAAUAGUCGAUCUAGGACCUGUAAAUCAUCUGAUGCAUUCUAUGUUCAAUCAAAUCGACGUGUAUUUCAAUCAAAAACUCGUAUCGCCUCCAAACAACGCUUACGCGUACCGCGCGUACAUAGAGGCAUUAUUAAAUUAUGCUUCACCCGUAAAAACUUCCCAUCUCACGUCUUGUCUGUUGGACGCAGAUUCUCCUGGUUACAUGGAUCAGCUGGUAGAUUCCGUAACACCGAAUAAAGCUCUAUUGAGACGCGCACGUUACGUUAAGGGAGAGCGCGCUCUGGAUCUCAUAGGACAUCUUCACUGCGACGUUUUCAAUCAGGAUAAAUUCUUAAUUAACGGAGUGGAAGUUAGAAUGAGACUUGUACGCUCCAAAGACUCGUUUUGUCUAAUGGAAAAUAAUUCUUUGUCAAAAAUUCGUAUUCUAGACGCAAGUUUACUUGUAAGAAGAGCAAAAAUAAGCCCUGGAGUAUUACUCGCACAUGCAAGAAUGUUGAGUAAAACCACCGCAAAGUAUCCCCUCACGAGGGUCGAAGUUAAAACGAUACACUCUGGCCUCGUGGGAGAAUCAAUAGACAAUGUAAUACUUGGUCAGCUACCGAAACGAAUAAUAGUUGGCUUUGUUGAUAACAAAGCAUUUAACGGAGACAGAAAAUUAAAUCCAUUUAACUUUAAAAAUUAUGGCAUAAAUUUCCUUUCAUUGUACGUUGACGGAAUGCAGAUUCCAAGUAGACCAUUACAGCCAAAUUUUUCGAUAGAGGAACCACUCUACAUCGAAGCGUAUCACACACUCUUUUCUGGAACAGGCAUACAUUUUUUGAACGAGGGAAAUUCUAUAAGCAGAGACGAUUACUCCAACGGAUACUGUCUCUUUGCGUUUGAUCUGACUCCCGAUUUAUCAGCUAAUUGCGCUGAGCAUUGGAAUCUCGUGAAACAUGGAAGCUUGCGAUUAGAAGUGAGAUUUGAAAAGUCACUUAAUGUGACGGUUAAUUGUAUCGUGUAUGCCGAAUUCGAUAAUGUUCUGGAAAUCGACUCUUCACGUCAAGUUAUCGUCGAUUUUUCCGGAUAA
Solenopsis invicta (red fire ant) is the source of this 1344-nucleotide messenger RNA. RefSeq lists its product as uncharacterized. The record is from RefSeq and is a predicted model, not a curated record. Gene Ontology annotation, cellular component: cytosol. Lineage: Eukaryota; Metazoa; Arthropoda; Insecta; Hymenoptera; Formicidae. The coding region runs from base 1 to 1344 and encodes 447 amino acids. The transcript has a single exon. Gene Ontology annotation, molecular function: ribonucleoside-diphosphate reductase activity, thioredoxin disulfide as acceptor. Gene Ontology annotation, biological process: deoxyribonucleotide biosynthetic process.